CGCACCCGCCAGAUGGGUCAACCCACAACGGUAAACCUAAAUUGUUUGCCGCUUUGGUGCGCUAUCUACCACUCAUCCAUGGCGGCCGUAUUAUCGAUAUCACCCUCUUCUUGCUCACGCUUCCGCCGUGGGUUUAAUCCUCUUCUCUGCUCCAGACAGCGUCGCGUUUCCGCAUCACUUUCCGGCAACCGUAUUAGACCUUACAGAUUGUUUGUCACUUCUGCAACAAAACUUGAUGUCUUUACUUCGCCAGAAAUUGCGAAGUCAUUUGAUUUUAGUAAUGAGGAGCGCAUCUAUAAAUGGUGGGAAUCUCAAGGGUAUUUUAAACCAAGCUUUGACAGAGGGAAUGAUCCUUUUGUGAUUUCAAUGCCACCACCGAAUGUUACUGGCUCAUUGCACAUGGGACAUGCAAUGUUUGUUACUCUCGAGGAUAUUAUGGUACGAUACAACCGAAUGAAAGGACGGUCCACACUUUGGCUUCCUGGGAUUGACCAUGCUGGUAUCGCGACUCAGUUAGUCGUGGAAAGAAUGCUGGCCACUGAAGGAACAAAGAGGACAGAAAUGAACAGAGAUGAAUUUAUCAAACAUGUAUGGGAGUGGAAAGAGAAGUAUAUCUCUUCAUUCUCUCUCUCCAAACCAUAGUUAUCACGGCGCCAAGGCGAGGCGUGGCGCCAAUGUAUCGCCAUGACGCCUAGGCGAGCGCCUAGGCGACGAUUAGGCGACAAAUU
Cuscuta campestris is the source of this 728-nucleotide messenger RNA. NCBI's taxonomy places the organism in Eukaryota, Viridiplantae, Streptophyta, Magnoliopsida, Solanales, Convolvulaceae. The record is from the annotation of a GenBank genome assembly.